AGCCUGCACGAAAGGUAGCAAGCAAAUCAUCUACCAACAUUGCAGGAGCAGUAAUCCUCCCAGUGAGAGCAUCUCGAGGAUGUUUCAAAGUUCCAAAAUCUGCUCUUCCACACCUUAGGUUAUCAAGUGAUAAACAAUUUUACCAUGGAACGACUGAACUGGAAAAGUUACAAAGUCCUAAACAGUUUCAAGAGAAAUCAUUAAGUAAGGAGGAGUUAUAAUAAGGGAUUUUUGGGGCUGUUAAAAAUUUAGUUGGCUAAUAUUCCAAGAGAUCAAUUUUACUUUGUUCACUGACUUAAGUUCAUGGUUAUCAUUGUAGUGAACUAAAUUUUUAUUCAUUCUUCAACCAUUCAAAAGCUAAUAAUAUCCAUUCAAAAUAAUGAAACAAAUAUCAUAAUGCUGUAAUCUGCUAAACCAUUCAACAUAAUGGUAAAAAUCUAAUAAUAUUCCUUUGGUUAAUUCAAGUAAUGCCAUAAUCUGUUUCAUUAAAGAUGGUGCAGUCAGUGUUGAUGUACCUGAGACACCAAGUGAAUCAUCAGUGCCCAAUGGACAGAAUGUAGAUUCAGAACUGAUUACCGCAGAGGUAAAACGUAAGGUAGUGGAUCUGUUAUCACCUGCACUUUUGAAGAUGAAUGAAAAAAUUGGUCAACUGGACAUUGCCAUACAAGUAAGUGAUACAUGAGAUAUGUGACCCUCCACGACAAAAUGAGUCACUUCUCACCUCGGCCUAUUUUGAGCUAGAGUAAAAAAUAUGUGUUUGGGUCGAAAAGGAUAGAUUUUGGGAUUUUGAUUAUUUGUAAUUAUUUAUUCAUUUCUGCACACAUCUAUAAUAUUAUUUUUAAAAAAUUAAAGCUAUAACUUAUUUAAAAAUUACUUUAAAAAUAAUGACCUGUAAGAUUUUCAUGUAAAAUCUGCGUAAAAUUGAGCAUAUUUAUAUUUUUUUGAACGCUAGUUUCUUCAUUAUCCUUUCGAGCUAACUCGCCAUGUUUGGCAUCAUUGGAAAGAGUAUUCUCCCUUUUAUUAUUAUGUCUAACAUACACGUAGGCUUUAUAAAUAUCAACCAACCAAAAGGCUUAAAUUAAUAAAGGAUUUUUCGGAAAAUAAUGUAAAUAAUGCUGUCACUAGGAAGGGAAAGCCGUUUUUUCAUUGAACGAUACUAGCACGUGACUUUUUCUAACCAACCCCAGCGAAUGUUUAUGCUUAACUUUUCAACAUGGCUGCCUCCAGUACGAAAGAAAUUACUAUCGCUAAAGCACUUAAUUCGGCUAGAAAUGCAAAUAUUAAUGAUGAAAAAGAUUUGGAAAGUGUUGAAAAUAUUAUACAAGAGUAUUUUACAACACCAGCAUUGGAUGACACUGACGGAUCUAGCUCUAGUGGUGAGUCUGAAGCGAGUGAUGACGAAGAAAAUGCAUCUGCUCUGCUGUGUACACUUGAUCAACUUGGAUGUAGUAGUGAUGAAGAAGAAAAUGACCCACCUUUGAUCGAAGAUGUUUCUAUAAACAAUCAAAGCUAUAGUGGCGUUAUGCAGCCAGACGAAGAAAAGAAUAAGGUGGCAUCUUUUGAUUGCCGAUGCUCGAUAAAUUCAUUGCAUAGCUCUGUCUCGACCUCAAUAAAAAAAGGGUGCAUUGGACAAUUCACAGCUGAUGAGAUUUUAGGGCGAAGGCUGGACAUGCAGGAAUUAACAGAAGGUAAAUAUAUUAUUCAGCCUUUAAGUGUUAUUCAUAUUUUUUAGGGCUAACACUUAUAACUAGAACUAGAUAUUAAACAGUAAACAAAUAGGCUAAUUUAGGCCCAUUAAUUAAUUUACUAGGCCUAAACCACUACGCUCAUACUAUUAAAACCGUUACUAAUACUAAAUGAAUUACUUAGAGCUAGACAUUAGGCUUAUGUGCAGUUGGCUAGAUAUUAUGUCAUAGAAUGUACAGAUGUAAACUAUUCUAUUUAAAGAUUAUUGAAAGUUUCUAUUCUAUCUCUUCAGCUGAAAAGGACAUGAUAUUUAUAGGCAUACUGGCUGGUAGCUCUACAAAUAGCAGUGAGUUGACAAUUGAUAAGCCUUGUGGACGAAAAGUAAGAAAGUUGGAGAGAACCUCCUACACUGUCAAUGGCAAGAAUGUUUGCAGGGAGGCAUUCAAGUUUAUAUAUGGGUAAGUCAUCUGGAUGAUUGAUAUUUUUUUAACUGUGAUGCUCAAAACAUAAAACACAUAUGAUUUAAUGUUAAAAAAAUUUUGGAAACCAGGUAGUAAAAAUCAUUAUUAAUUUAAUGUUAUUUUAAUGUAUUUUUAAUGUUUCAGAAUUAGCCAAAACAAGCUGACCAAUGUCCAGAAAAGAUUCAGGGCCUGGAGGGAUACAGGCAGUAUUCCGGAAAAGAAGUGGGGCGGUAGAAGGUUAAAUAAGCAUGCUUUAAAACCUGACGAUGUUGAGCGGGUUGUUACCUUCCAACAGUAAUUAACCCACCAGGUCUCUCGGCAGAGCGUCAAGAAUAUUUGCACAAAAACAUACGUCCUUUUGUGCGAUCUGAUGUGCAGGAUGUUCUUUGUCCUUAAACUUCUUAAGUUGAGCAACACUUUGAUUUAAUUUUUAUGUGUCUAAGUUAAUUACUUAUUUUUUUAUGAUUUUUUGAAGAUUCAUUAAAUUGUUAUUUUUACCUCCUUUUGGAAACAUUUCAAAAUGUGACAAAAUACCAUUUUCAUUUCAAUAAAUUUUUAAAAUGUAACAAUUUAAACCCAUGAAAAAAAUUGAGUUUGUUCUCUAUGUAUAUGAGAUUGUAAUGAGUGUAAGUGAUUGUGUUUAAGUCAUUUACUUCUACAGAUAUGGCUUUGCAAAAUGGUACUUUAUAUUGUGUUUAAAAAAUCAAAAUAUGAAGAUUUUAAAAAAAAAUCAUUUUAAAUAACUAUGGGGGAUAUAUGGACAAAUGUGGUAUCCACAUUCUUAGAAUCAUUAGAUCUCACUCAAUCACCAAAAAGAGAGCUGUAAAACGAUUUUGAAAAAUCAGUUUGUGGUACCUACUAAUACACCUUAAUACUAUUUUUUUUAACUAAAACCUAAAUUUUUAUAUUUUCUUUUUUACGCAUAACAAAAAAAGUAUAUAACAUUUUCCUUUCAAAUAUUCCACAUAUCUUGAGUAAAAAGGGUUGAAUAAGUGUGCCUAAUUUAAACAAAAUCCAUAAACAGUUGCUAAGGAAAUUCUUAGUCCGAAAAAUAUAUUUAGUAAAAUCAAUUUUUCUCAAAAUCAGGGCUUGGAUAGUGGCUCCAAUAAAAUAUUCAUAACUAAAUAUGUUACUGUUAGAUUUUCAAGCGGUUUUCACCGUUGAAUUAAAAGAUAUAUAAGACUAGAUAAAAAUCUCUAAAUGGCCAUCAGGUGAGAAGCGACUCAUUUUGUCGUGGAGGGUCACAUAUGAGAAUUAUUUAUACAAUGAAAGCUUUUUUAAAAAUAAAUCCAGAAGUCUUGGCGAUCCAUAAUGACGUUUAUUUUUGUGUGUCUUUAUCUGAUCACUUGUGUCUAGAAAAUGUUAAGAGAUCAUAAUUUUUAUACAUUAUUUGUAAUUGGCUGAAUUUUCUUUUAUGGCUGAGUUUUCAUACUCAGGGAAUUUCCCCUCUCCUCUAUUUUAAAAGGGUGAGAUGUAUUCUUUUGAUUAUGGGGUUGAUCAGCCACCAAUGAGCCACAGGGUGGCUUAAAUAUCUAGUGAAAAGAAGGAUUUGAUGUUUUGUUAUUAUAAAUACCUUGUAUUGAAAUAUUCUACAGAAUGUAAUAUAAAUGAUUUCUUGAAAUAUAAUUUUUUUUUUAAAAAGAAGCUUUUCAAUUUAAUUCAAAAGUUUAAUAAAUUAACUCAUUAUUUUACAUUUUUAUUUUUUUUAUUAUACUUGGUGAAAUAAGCAUCAAGCUGUUUCAUAUUACUCUUUAUUACUUACUGUCAAAUAAAUCACAACUUGAAAAAUAAAUUCUGCACCUUCAGAAGGCUUAAAACAUUAUUCAAAUUGUCCAAUGGGAAUAUGACAACCCAUUUUUUCCUCUUAACUCCCAACUAACUAAUUUUUGUCUGUUGUUUGGAGACUCUGGAAUGCAAGAAAACAGACAGAGCAAGUAUAGAGACUCCUGCCUCCACAAUGAUGACAGCUGUCUUUCCUGCCUCCACAGUGAUGACAGCUGGUUUAGCCAAGCAGAUGAAUGAUGUUGUUUUUAAGCUUGAUACCCUAACCUCAAGAGUAGUGCUUUUGGAAAACAGAGUAAUGAUGUUAGAGGCUAGGGUGAGUAAAAUGCUUAUUAGAAGCUAGGGUGAGUAAAAUGAUAAAAAUAUCUAUUAACUGGGCUUUGGGAUAGGACUUGCAUGCAAUUAAAUAAAAUGCACUACCAGAAGGCUAUUUAAUUAUUUAUUUAAAAUACAGGUUUCAAAAUAAUAUAAAAGAGCAUUUUUUUUGUUCAUAUAAUUUUAACCAAUAUUUUUUAAUGUUCUUUAUGUGUUAAAGUUGGAGGACGAGUCUAGCAGAAGUCAUGCCUUUGUCUCACAAUCUGAUAAUAUAAAUUCAAAGAAGCCACCCAUGGUCCCAACUCCUCGGCAUAAAGUUGAGAAUCCUAUACGAGAAAAUGACAGUAUAUAUAGAAGUAAAAUUUCACAAAAGGAAGCAUUUAGCGAUGAUGAGGAUGAGACCAACAGAGAAAGAAUAAAAAGACACAACAGCGCUGAUUUUGAUGAGGAGAGUUACAAUGAAGCCAGUGUUAAUGAAAUUCCAGUAAAGAUUAUAAGAGAAACCAGUGAGGGAGCAGAAUUAAAGACAGGGUUUAUGAAAUCACUUUUAAAUCGAGAUGGUAAGAAUAUUUUAGAUUGUUAAAUUGAUUUGAAUGAAAUUUAGAAUGGUGUGCGAACGUUCAAAUGUUGCUAAACAUAAUUUAAUAAGUAUAUCAGUUCAGUUAAAUACUGUUUAUCUAUCUUCAGAUUCUACAUUGAUUUCUGAUCUGAGUGCCAUAGAUCUUCUUGAUGAAAAAGAAGAAUCUCAAAUUCAAGUGCAUAGUAAAGAGGCUGCUUUUGAAAAAGAAACAUUAUCUGACUCUGAACUGAAGUCUAAAUAUGGUUCUAAUAAAUCAGCUGUCACUAACUCUGAUUUGUUUGAUGCCAUAUUCUCACCAAUUCGGUCAUUUAGUGACACUAAAAGCUGCACUGGCCAGGGAGAUGGGUCAGAAAAAAAACCUUCUAAUAAACCGCAAAAUUCUGAAGAUGACAGAAGGUCCAGCACACCCACUCAUAUGGCCUUAGAUACUUCCACUUUGGACAGGGUCAGUCGUAUCACACAAAUGAUGGCAGAAACCAAACAGCUUCUUCAUUAGCCAGAAACAAUACUGAAACCUACUCAAUUUAAUUCUAAAACGAAUGACUAAAAUAAUGAUGCUUCAUUACAGUUUUGAAGCACUUGAUUUGAGUACACAUUCAAUACAAGACCAAGUAAAGACCAAUUGAUUCAUAUUCAUCUGGCUCACUCAGUUGCUAAACUCUGAUGAUUUACUCAAAAGCCCAAAUAACUACAAUAUAAUGGGAGGCAUGCUGCAAGAGUAAAUAUAAAGAAGACAUUAUGAGAAAAUUGGAAAAAGAUCAAAGAAUUAUUUUUUCAAAUAUUAUCAACUACAUUAUUUAUUAAAAUAAUUACUAAUGGCUGUGAAACACCAACUUCAGAAUAUUAAACAAGAAUAUAUUAAUUUUAAAAAAACAGAAUUAAGAGUUUGGUGAAAUAUGUGACUUAAUUUCUGACAAUCAUUCAAAAUAAUUUUAUAUUAAUUUUGAUACAUGUCUCCCAUGCAAACAGUGAUCUCAAUAUUCCAUAUAACCAUAUAUCCAGCCAUAAUAUUUUCACUCUUUUACCACCUGCAAAGAGGGCCAUCACUUCACUAGGGGAAAUAAUCCUGAAUUUAGCAUUGAUUCCCUUGUUAGGAAUUUUACAGCUGUCAUCAUUCAUAAACAUAUGAUGUCUUGACUUGAAGUGGUGCAGGAGGUACAAAACUCACUUGCCUUGUAGUUAACAGGUUUUUAAAAAUUUCAUUUGUCACAUCUCUUUUUAUUAUCUUUUAAAAUCAUAUAACCAAAAGGUUGUAAUAUAAAACCUAUCUAUGCCUAUGCUUAUUAUGUAAACAAAUCAUUGUGAUACUUCGUUCUUUUUUUUUUGUGUGGUUCAUUUAUGUGACAUAAAUAAAUACGGUAUUUAACAUUGUUAGAAAGGUACUUCAAAAUGACACCUUUUUGGUAAAUUUAUUAUUUUACUCUAAAAUAUAUUUUUUUGCCCCUGUUUUUUUGUUUGCUUGUACUUGUAGUUGUAAUAGCAGGUUUAAUAUUUAUUCAUACAAGUCAAUUGAGUAAUAUUGUAUGCAUUGCUGUAGCUGUAAUAUUAUUAUCAUUGGUUAUGUUUGUUCAUCAUUUAUUUCAUACAUUAGUUACCCGGUAUUGUAUUUUUGCGGGUUUCCUCAUAAUAAAAUAAUGUUUUUCAGUUCUUAAAAUAUAUUUUAAGGAACGUUAGACUCUAUUGGAUACAGCCUUUUCUUUUGGUGCCAUUGCUUGUUCAAAGAUUUGAGUUAGAACUAAGUUACAGAGGCUUCUCAAAGAGAGUUCCUCAAGUUGAUUUUGUUUGUCAUUAUGCAAAGGAAAUACUUGAACUUGUAAUUAUCCAAAAAGUAUUGUAAAAUAUACUUUCCCAGUAAAUGUAAAUUUUAACCUACUUAUGCUUAGAGGCUGUAUCAGUUGUGGUGAUCAAGACAAAGUUCAUGUCAUGAAACAUUUCGUUCUACACCAAUAACUUUUUUGGAUAUGGCUGCGUUGCAAAAUUGUGAUGAUGAAAUUGAAAUAGCAAAACGAGGUAUGUGGAAGCUUGAAUUUAAAGACAGGACAAUAAUAUUAGAACAUUUUGGCAUAGAUUCUUCCUCAGCGCACAGGACAAAUGAAAAUAUCACAAGGAACGGAGCACAGUAAACAACUCGAGAAAUAUCCAGAAAACCAGGGAGAAUAGAAAAGGCAUGAAGAAAAGAAAGAUAACACAGCUAUAUAUUUAAUUAACUUGAUAUUCUUAUAUAUUAGAGAGGUGUAUGCAACUAACAUACUCUAAUUGUAUUAUAAUGACAAGAUAGAUGUUUAAAGCGACAAAUAUAUAUAGCACG
This is a messenger RNA of Lymnaea stagnalis (great pond snail), 7132 nucleotides long. The record is from the annotation of a GenBank genome assembly. NCBI's taxonomy places the organism in Eukaryota, Metazoa, Mollusca, Gastropoda, Lymnaeidae.